This is a messenger RNA of Puntigrus tetrazona (Sumatra barb), 1987 nucleotides long. RefSeq lists its product as uncharacterized. The record is from RefSeq and is a predicted model, not a curated record. The transcript has 8 exons. Gene Ontology annotation, molecular function: protein binding. NCBI's taxonomy places the organism in Eukaryota, Metazoa, Chordata, Actinopteri, Cypriniformes, Cyprinidae. Bases 143 to 1366 code for a protein of 407 amino acids.
UAAGAGAAUAUUGGUGUGAAAGUCAAACCAGCAACUUCCUUUUGCAUGGCAGUAGUGUCCACCCAUGAUCUAGUGCAGUAUAUAAACUCUAUUCUAUAUAGUUGACUUGCAUAACGCAUAGAGAUCUGCUCUUUGUGAAAAGAUGCUUUUCUUAUGGGUUCAAGUGCUUACCGUGCUGGUUGUCUGCGCAGCUGACUCUGCGAACAGAGAUAUUUCAUAUAUAUUCAGAGCUUGGAAUAUUGCUGACCAGCCUUUGCAGGAGCAACUUGCUGUCAUGUAUAAGGAGAUGGAAAGUUUGAAACACGAACAAGCAGUAAUGAAACAAAAGCAAGAAGCCUUGAGCCAGGCAUUACCACACUGUUCACAAAAGCCUAUUGAUACAGACGUGGAAAUGAAUUUGACAUCACUACAAACAGGCAACAGUCAUUUGCUGUAUACCCUCACCCAGGAUGGAGAUGAAGAUGAAGGCUCUGGUGUGGAUGACAGUGACGAAUCCUCUGACCCCUGCAAUCAUUAUACCGCGCUGGACCAAGCCUGGAGAGCCACAAACUACACCACCAAGAAUGUUGCUUGUGACCGUCGUGUCCAGUGGAAGGGCUGGUACCGCCUCUUCUACCGUGGGAAACCCAUCCAGAUGCCCGAGAAGUGCGUGAAGAAAGAAAUGUGUGGCACUCACGCUCCGCUCUGGCUCGCCGGCCGUCAUCCCCGGAUACGAGACGGGGUGGUCACCCGCAAAGUGUGUGGAAACUGGAAAAACAACUGCUGUUUGUUCAAAUCUUCUCCCAUUCAAGUGAAAGCGUGUAGGGGAAACUACUACGUCUACAAGUUUGUCAAACCCGUAGCUUGCCAUAUGGCAUAUUGUACAGAUAUUAACACGCUUGUCUGUGGAACGUGCAAAAAAUCGGAGUCUUGCAUCAGCAGAGACAAAAUCACCUGGAUGUGUAAGAAAAACAAGAGAAGAGUGAAAGCAAAAGUCCAUUUUUUUGUCACCUACCCGGCCAGCAUCUCAGGAAAAGUGAACAGGAUUAUGUACAGGAAAGUGUAUGUGAAUCAAGGAAGGGCUUUCAGCACUCGCACCGGGAUAUUCAGAGCUCCGGUUUCUGGCGUUUAUCAGUUCUUCUUCUCCACACAGACUGGGGGCAGUGGGGCAACUGAUCUAUGGCUGGUUGUGAAUAAUUACUGGGUGGCUGUGUCCCAUAGCAAUAUUCAGGGCUCCAGCUCGGUUGGGAGUCUGUCUACGUACAUGACGACUCUGCGCAAGGGCGCUACGGUUUAUGUGACCCAUAACCGUGGCCGCUCUUGGGCCAAUAAUUCGUCCAAUACCAUCGUUUUUGGGGGUUCAUUGCUUAUGGUGAGAAAAAUCUAAGAGAAUGUAAAAGUCAUCUGAGGCAAAAUUCAGUUAGAGGCCAAUUUAAUAGUACUAACUAAUCGGAUUGACUUGCAUAAAACAUACAAUGGUAAAAAAUGUUCUGCUAGUUCUGUUUAUUCUCUCUGUUUAUUCAUAACUAUUUUUAAAUGUUUCUUCCUGAAAGAUUUAUUUCAAAUGCAAGUACCCGUAACAUUUUUCUAAGUGCUUUUUUCUAUAAAAAUUACUUUGACAUAAAAAUUUUAGACUAACCAACCUUUUGUCUUUAUUAUGUAUAUGUAUACACAUUUUACUAAUAACAAUAAUAAUAGUAUAAAAGAAAACAAUAUUUGUUUCCUUUCUUUUAUCUAUAAAAUUGCCAUAAAUCAUUUUGUUUUGUAUAUAUGUAAAAUUUGUAAUUAUAUAAACAUUUUUAGUAUAUAUAUAUAUAUGGUAAACUAUGGUAAUUAUGUAUUAUGUAACGUUUAGGAAUAAUAUUGUCCCAAUCUCCUAGAGACACAUGUGGGGGCAGUAGAGUCAUCCCAUUGUGUUUAAUCAGGAAGGAUGUCUCUUCUUGGCCGCAGACGGCUGAACAGAGCAACCUGAAGCCAUCUUCAGUUCUCAUUAAACUUACACACCUUC